CAAACUGGCUCUCAACAACUACUUUGAAGUACCGUAGCAAAUUCUGAAUCCUGUCAGUGGCUAGUGAUGAUGCGCUCAUCCUUCCUAUAUAUAAAUAUGUAUACUAGUACAUCCCAACGGUGUGUAGGCAGAGCGAGACGCCAAAGCUAGCACAGUAGUCUCCUGGGCUUUUCCCCGGCCGGCGGCAAGGCAACUAGGCAAGCAAUGCGGUGGUACGCGAACGUGAAGGAGGUCGGCGGCGGCGACACGACGGUGGUGCUGGCGCACGGCUACGGCGCCAACCAGACGCUGUGGGACAAGCUCCUGCCGGCUCUCUCCGAGCACCACAGGGUCAUCCUCUUCGACUGGGACUUCACCGGCGCCGGUGACGACGAAGAGGCAGGGCGGUACACGUUCGGCAGGUUCGCCGACGACCUGAUCGCGCUCAUGGACGACAAGGGGGUGCGCGGCGCGGUGGUGGUGGGGCACUCCAUGUCCGCCAUGGCCGCCUGCAUCGCCUCCGUCAGGAGGCCUGACCUCUUCGCCCACCUCGUCCUCCUCUGCGCGUCCCCCAGGUACCUGGACUCGCCGUCGGAGGGGUACGUGGGCGGCUUCGACAGGGCGAGCAUCGACGGCAUGCUGGGCGCCAUGUCGUCGGACUUUGUCGCCUGGGUGAAGGGCUUCGUCCCCAACGCCGCCGGCGGCGACUCGUCCGCCGCCGUGGCGCUGGAGCAGAGUUUCCUGUCGAUGCACCGGAGCGUGGCGCUGGAGGUGGCCCGGAUGAUCUUCCUGGGCGACCAGCGCGGGGUCCUCGACGCCGUGGCCGCGCCGUGCACCGUCGUCCAGGUGGCGGGCGACUUCGCGGCGCCCCCCGCCGUGGCGGAGUACAUGAGGCAAAGGAUGAUGACGAGGUCCCCGGAGGCGGAGGCGGAGGUGGAGGUGGUGGUCAUGGACUCCGUCGGCCACUUCCCGCAGCUCGUCGCGCCGCAGCAGCUGCUCGCCGUGCUCCAGCGCGUGCUCCAGCGUGAAGAGGAGGACGAGCAGGCGGGUGAAGCGGCCAAGGUGGUGGAUGGCAUCGAUGUCAUGGCCUAGCUAGGUACAAGGCGAUCGAUCGAGACGACGUCGCCGGCCUCCCUUCCCUGCUCAUACCCUGUUUUGGGCUCUCGUUGUUCUGUUCCUAAUUAAUGUACCUUGUGCGCGCGCGCGCGCACGCACGCACUUGAAGCAUGCAUGCAUGCAUCGAUCUUGUGCUAUACUAUGCCUAUAUAUGCGUUGUUGCGAGGUGCCUCGGCGUGUGUCGCAUUGUACUUGUAAGUUGUAACACGCGUGGCAGAGGCCAUACCAUUUGUAUAUUUUGUGCAGCUGAUCGAAUAUGUGCAGCGCACGCACUUUCUGCAAGGCCUCAACUGACAAAAACGUUAUCC
This is a messenger RNA of Sorghum bicolor (sorghum), 1403 nucleotides long. RefSeq names its product strigolactone esterase D14. The record is from RefSeq and is a predicted model, not a curated record. Lineage: Eukaryota; Viridiplantae; Streptophyta; Magnoliopsida; Poales; Poaceae. The transcript has 2 exons. Bases 205 to 1071 code for a protein of 288 amino acids.